UGCCCCGAUCCCGCCCCGAUCCCGCCCUGAUCCCGAGCACACCCGGGCCAUGUGGAAUGUGUUUGUACACAGAUGAGUAAUAACAGUCGCCCGGAGCCAGCGCCAGGGAUAAGGCAGCAUCCGACCCAGCCCCGCUCCCGGCGGCGGGGCCCCCCGAGGUGGAGGCACAGGAGGGAGAGGUGGCACCACCAUCAGCAGGCCACCCAUCCUGAGCCCAGAGAGCAUCACUUCAGCCAUCUCCAUCCCAUCGCCUCCCCGGUGGGGUGUGAGAUGGGUUCAGGCAGGAUGUGAGGCACCUCCAGGGCUCUCCACAGGGAAGCUGAGCCGAAAGCAGCCCUUGGAGCUGGAUCCUCAACCCACACGAUGCUGAGCAUCAAGUUACCCCGGCUGCUCAGCAUCAACCAAGUGCCUAAGGGGUACCAGGAGCAGGGCAUCCUCUUUGGGUAUCGCCCGCCCCGGAGCUCGGCAGCUGACUGCCUCCUCAGCGUCUUCCAGAUGACGAAUGAGACGCUCAACAUCUGGACACACUUUGUGCCUGCCUGGUACUUUGUGUGGACCCUGGUGGGGCGGCUGCAGGGCCCAGGGGGCCGGGAGGACCCCAAUGCCUGGCCCCUCCUCGCCUACCUCCUGACCUGCUGCAUCUACCCCUUGGCCUCCAGCUGUGCCCACACCUUCAGCACCAUGUCCACCCGCACCCGGCACAUCUGCUACUUCUUUGACUACGCUGCUCUCAGCAUGUACAGCCUGGGAUCCGCCCUGGCGUACUCGGCGUACAUCUUCCCGGCGGGAUGGGUCGACAGCACCUUCCACCGCUGCUACGUGCCCACCGCCGUGUUCAACACUGUCGUCAGCACCAGCCUCUCCUGCUACUCCAGGUUUCUGGAGGUGGAACGGCCCAUGUUCAGCAAGGCUUCCCGCAUCCUGGCCUUCGCGUACCCGUACCUCUUCGACAGCAUCCCCCUCUUCUACAGGUUCUACCUGUGCAUGGCAGAGAGCUGCACGGAGGCUGCCAUCCCAGUCCAUUAUAAGCACACUGCUUUUGCCUUCCUCACUUGCUUCAUCUUCGCCAGCCAUCUGCCAGAGCGACUCGCACCAGGACACUUUGAUUAUAUCGGGCACAGCCACCAAGUUUUCCACGUCUGUGGGAUCAUCGGCACGCACUUCCAGAUGGAAGCCAUCAUGAUGGACAUGGCCGAGCGGCACGACCGCCUCCUGCCCUCCUCGCUGCUUCCCUCCUCCCUGCAGACCCUCGCCUCGAUGGGCAUCUGCAUGGCCAUGAACCUGGCUGUCAUCGGGCUCUGCUCCAUGUCCCUGCGCUUCAUGCCAGAGCCUCUGCAGAGAGAAAAGCCACACAAGCAUUAGGCUUCGGGUCUAGAUGGUGUUUAUGCUGCUCUACGGGACAGACCCCAAACAAGACGUGGAUGGGUGAGGAGUUUCUUCACCUAAACUCUCUGAGAAAAGGUUUAUUGAACAUUUUCUCAAGAGCAAACCACAAUUGCACUGGUUUUGUACAUAUAGCUUCCAAGCUGGGGACAGAUGAUGAAAUGCUCUUAAUCAAGUUGCUGUUUUACCACAAGAUGUAUUUAAAAUACUCAUAACUUCUUCUAUCAAAGGGAAAUAAGUGCUAAUACUUCCCAAAGCAAUAGGCAUUCCCCAGGUCUGCCUUACGGAGCAAUCAGGGAGGCAAGGGAACGUGAGCAACGCAGCUGGUCACACAGAUGUCCUUGUCGUUGGGUUAAACCAACAGCCAAGCCUCUUUAGUGAAGGCAUGACCAGUGGCUUUCCCUGGGGCUCCUUAACUAAGGUUUUCACCUUGAAAGUGGCAUUAUAUUGAGUUUAAAACCUCAAAUACCUGUGUUACACAGCCUUACACUAAACCCAAGUGCCUGACACAUGUGGAAUUGAGACCAGAGUUUGGUUAUGUUUUAAAUUCAGCUAUUUUUAAUCAUGACCCAAAAAGAGUUAUUCCAGGAGAACUCGCCAUAGGAAUUCCAUUCUCCUCUAGAAUGGCUUUAUUUUGGGUCCAAUUCUGGUGCUUAGGUAAAUCCUGGGAAAUGAAUGUCCAUGGGGGAGCUGAGCUCCUGCCUGCAGUUGCUCGGUGGUUGAUGGAGCCCCAAGCAGAGCAUGGGGGGCGCUGUCCUUCCCUCCUGGCACAGACACCUCCGUCCUGGUCAUGGCUGGGCUCCUUCUCUAACCUCAUUUGUGGUAUCAGACGUGAGCUG
This is a messenger RNA of Pezoporus flaviventris, 2222 nucleotides long. RefSeq names its product progestin and adipoQ receptor family member 5 (gene PAQR5). Gene Ontology annotation, molecular function: signaling receptor activity. NCBI's taxonomy places the organism in Eukaryota, Metazoa, Chordata, Aves, Psittaciformes, Psittacidae. The transcript has 9 exons. Gene Ontology annotation, cellular component: membrane. The record is from RefSeq and is a predicted model, not a curated record. Bases 364 to 1362 code for a protein of 332 amino acids.